AUGGGACUUCCUCCCGAAAGGCUACCGGACCCCAGGAGUACCGGAAGCAACUCCAAAUCACAUUAUAAUCAACGACAACAGGAAACGAACUUCAGCGAUAGCGCUUAUCACGAGCAGAAACGUCAACAAACGAGUUCGAGGAAUACCAAAAACAACAAGAGUCAUCAAAAAACCCCAAGGCGAUGGUCCUACGUAUUACAGGAUAUCCCUUCCUUAUUUUUACGCACUCUCAACGACAUCAACAAGGGCUAUGUCGCACGUGUGGUCACCGUGGUUGGGGUUGCGAUGGGGGUCAGCUACGGCGUCUACCAUGCUUUCCUCAUUCCUUGGCAAGAGGCGAAACCGCUUGCGCGGCGUUGUUAUCUCUUCUGCCCACGCGUCCCAAUCACACUCGUGGAGAAAACUCGAGAGGAGGGCAGCCAAAUGGUGGUCUACCGCUUUGCACUGCCACACUCAUACGAUUACGCCGGGUAUGAGCCCGUGAGCUCGGUGCGGAUGUAUAGUGGACAUGUGAAGCAACUUUCCUCGCUCGCACGGUGGUAUACACCGAUUAGCCACCCUCGCGAGCAUGGGUUUAUCGAGUUCGCCAUCAAGGAUUGUGAUCCGGGGCGAAUGUCGGGGCGCUUGCGGUACUUGGAGCGAGGUGAUAUCGUAUACCUCGGGCGUUGGAUGAAGGAGUUUAACUAUCAAAAGAACAAGACCCCCGAGAUGGGUCUGAUCUGUUCCACUAGUGGGGCGUCUAUCGCGCUGCAGCUAAUGAACUUCAUUGACAAAGCCCCCAACGACCGGACGAAACUUUCCGUCCUCUACUGCCAUAGCACACCCCUCGGCAUCCCUUUCAAGAAGAGCUAUUUCGACCCGCUUCAGGCGCGAAACCCGGAUCGUAUCGCCGUCCGCUAUAAUGUUCUCACAAUGGGGAAGAAGUGCGACCCGGGGUUGGUGCCCCGGGAGAAUUUGUUUCUCGGGAGCCUGGAUCCUUCCACCCUCCAGACUUCAUUGCCACCGCCGCUACGGAUUGUCAACGUCCGCGAGGCGGACGGCCAAGUUCGUGCGCUCGAGACGUAUCGCCCGAUGAUCCUCGUGUGCGGUCCGCAGACGAUGCUCAGCUACGUGUGCGGUCGUGUGAGCCCAAUUUUCAACUUCACCUACUGGCAGGGUGGCUACUGGCGGUAUAGUGGUUUCAUGAAGGAUAUGGGGUAUGAGAGACGGCAGGUCUACAAGUUUGGUACCUCCACGCAUUUUUUAGCUUCCCAUUAG
Molecule: messenger RNA, 1257 nt
Organism: Phytomonas sp. EM1
Lineage: Eukaryota; Euglenozoa; Kinetoplastea; Trypanosomatida; Trypanosomatidae
Source: the annotation of a GenBank genome assembly